Molecule: messenger RNA, 518 nt
Organism: Mytilus trossulus (common blue mussel)
Lineage: Eukaryota; Metazoa; Mollusca; Bivalvia; Mytilida; Mytilidae
Exons: 3
Coding region: 36-518 (160 amino acids)
Source: RefSeq, a predicted model, not a curated record
GUUUAGUUAAUCAAACAUUUAAACGUUGAUUAACAAUGUGGCUCUCAAAUGUUUUCUUAAUUUCAGUGUGUAUUUUACCAACUACAGCUACAGAUAAAAAUUACUACAACUUUGAAGGAAGAGAAGGAACCAGUGCAUCAUUGAAUUGUGAUGGAGAAGCAGAAUACCCAGGAAAUCCAUAUAUUGUUAUAGAUGAAGUAAAAUACACGUUAGAGUCCUUUAAUGAUUGUCUACACAAUUAUACAUAUGGUGUCAAGAACAAAUGUGACAAUGAAACAACUUGUGAUUUUACAAUAUCAAAUGAGUUAGUUGGAAGUUCUUGUGGCACUGAAGGAAAUGCAUGGUUAACUGUGCGCUAUCAUUGUGUCCGUAAGUUUAACACACUUUUUAUUAUGGAGAUGGAGGCUGGUCAUCUUGGAGUUCCUAUGGUGGCUGUUCUAGAAAUUGUGGUGGUGGCUACAAGACUCGGACACGAACUUGCACUAAUCCAGCACCAAAUGGUUUCAGCAAAAAUCUAG